This is a messenger RNA of Cryptomeria japonica (Japanese cedar), 1046 nucleotides long. RefSeq names its product probable xyloglucan endotransglucosylase/hydrolase protein 5. The coding region runs from base 64 to 903 and encodes 279 amino acids. Gene Ontology annotation, biological process: cell wall biogenesis; xyloglucan metabolic process. The transcript has 4 exons. Lineage: Eukaryota; Viridiplantae; Streptophyta; Pinopsida; Cupressales; Cupressaceae. The record is from RefSeq and is a predicted model, not a curated record. Gene Ontology annotation, cellular component: apoplast; cell wall. Gene Ontology annotation, molecular function: hydrolase activity, hydrolyzing O-glycosyl compounds; xyloglucan:xyloglucosyl transferase activity.
UACACGAGGAGGAUUUGGGUCCUGUGUCAGAAUUUGGUACCAUUUGUCUAGUAAUAGGAGGCAAUGAAGAGCUGUUUAUUGCUGAUUCUGCUUAUAUACUUCUUCUCACAAGGAGACUCUUCAACCUUCAAUGAAAACUUUGCCAUUUCAUGGGGAAAUGACCAUGUAAAAUUGUCAAAAGAUGGACAGACAGUCCAGCUCCUUAUGGACAGAGUUUCAGGUUCUGGAUUCGCCUCAAAAAAUCAAUUCUUGUUUGGGAGCUUUAACAUGAAAAUUAAGUUGGUGCCUGGAAAUUCUGCAGGAACAGUCACUGCAUAUUAUAUGUCAUCAGACUCAUCUGCCCAUGAUGAAAUAGACUUUGAAUUCCUGGGAAACCUGCCAAAAAAGGGUUACCAUCUACAAACCAAUGUUUUCGCAAGUGGGGUUGGCAACAGAGAACAAAGGAUAAAACUCUGGUUUGAUCCAACUGCAGACUUCCACAACUACUCAAUUCUUUGGAACCAAAACCAAUUAGUAUUCUCUGUGGAUUCAAUACCCAUUCGGGUGUUCAAGAACAAUGAAAGAAUUGGAGUCCCAUAUCCAAAGAAUAGAUCCAUGAAAAUCAUCGCAAGCCUUUGGAAUGGGGAAGACUGGGCCACAGAUGGAGGAAAAGUGAAAAUAGAUUGGAGUAAUGCUCCUUUCAUUGCAUCUUAUCAGGGCUUUGAAGUGGAUGGGUGUGUGGCAUCUGCUUCAUCCAAGUCCUGUACUGGCCAUUGGUGGCAGCAACCAGAAUUUCAAGGCCUCAGUCGAAACCAACUGAAAAGACUUAGAUGGGUUCAGAGAAAUUAUAUGUUCUAUGACUACUGCAAGGAUAAAUCUCAAAGCUUUUCUAGUGUCCCCCCUGAAUGUGCUAUAAACCCCUGAUCAUAGAAAUUAUCUAAAUAUUCAUAUCCCUUAUUGAUUCAUACCUGAUUUCUAGUAAGAUUUUUCUCAAAUUCCCUGUCAUAAAAUUCCCAUAUUGUCGUACAUAUUUAUUUCUUUAUUAUCAAACAAUUAUUGUACAUAUU